GCAUAGAAGCCGUCUAGCGUACAAGCCAGAUCAGAGAGCUUCAUCACUUCAGCAGACAAAAUACAUUUGUUAUAACUCCUUCACCAGUUCAUCCGUGCCGUGUCUCCACUCUUUUUUUCUCACUCUCUCUCUCUUUUUCUUUCUAUCCCUCUCUUCCUGGAUUUCAGCUACAGGCCACGCUUCUGAUCUAGUCUUCGACCCCUCGUCGCCUCCAUCAUGUCCGACCCUGCCGCGGACCUCCCGUUCUUCUAUGGCAGCAUCAGUCGCUCAGAGGCCGAGGAGCACCUGAAGCUGGCAGGCAUGGGAGACGGCCUCUUCCUCCUGCGCCAGUGCCUCCGCAGCUUGGGCGGCUACGUCCUGUCCCUGGUUUGGAACCUGGAGUUCUACCAUUACUCCAUUGAAAAACAGCUCAACGGCACAUACUGCAUCGCAGGUGGGAAGCCUCACUGUGGACCUGCUGAGCUCUGUGAGUACUACAGCAAAGACCCCGACGGGCUCGUGUGCACCUUGAGAAAACCCUGCCUGCGAUCGACUGACACACAAAUCAAGACGGGCGUCUUCGACAGCCUGAGGGACAAUAUGCUCAGGGAAUAUGUGCGUCAGACUUGGCACCUGGAGGGGGAGGCCAUGGAACAAGCCAUCAUUAGCCAGGCCCCACAGCUAGAGAAACUGAUUGCCACCACAGCGCAUGAGAAAAUGCCCUGGUUCCACGGCAAGAUCUCUCGCCAGGAGGGUGAGAGACGACUGUACUCAGGAUCUCAGCCUGAUGGAAAGUUCCUAGUCCGAGAGAGAGAAGAAUUUGGCACGUUCGCACUGUCAGUGACAUACGGAAAAACAGUAUACCAUUAUCAGAUCUUACACGACAAAUCAGGGAGAUACGCAAUGCCAGAGGGAACUAAAUUUGACACUGUGUGGCAGCUGGUGGAGUAUUUAAAGAUGAAGCCUGAUGGUCUUGUGACUGUACUGAGAGAACCGUGUGUCAACCAAAGCAAUGCAGCAUCAGCUCUUAUGAAUCUUCCGAGGAGGCAGAGAGGUAAUGGAUACACACCGCUCCCUAUGGUACCCGAGCCUCCACGUCCAUCAUUGCCUAUGGACCAUGAUGCAUUCAUCAGUCCUUACGAUGAUCCAAAUGAAUGCAAGAAGAAGACCCUGUUCAUCAAGAGAGACAAGCUCAUGAUCGAUGAGGUGGAGCUUGGUUCAGGCAACUUCGGCUGUGUCAAGAAAGGUGUAUUCAAAAUGGAAAGCAAACAGAUUGAUGUGGCGAUUAAAGUGUUGAAGAAUGAGAAUGAAAAAUCAGUAAAGGAUGAAAUGAUGCGAGAGGCACAUUUUAUGCAUCAGCUGAGUGAUCCGUUCAUUGUGCGCAUGAUUGGACUCUGUGAGGCUGAAGCGCUCAUGUUGGUGAUGGAAAUGGCCCCCGCUGGCCCACUCAACAAGUUUCUCUCUGGCAAGAAGGACCAGGUCACUGUUGAAAACAUUGUGAUGAUGAUGCAUCAAGUCUCAAUGGGGAUGAAGUAUUUAGAAGGAAGGAACUUUGUGCACAGAGACCUGGCAGCCCGUAAUGUACUAUUAGUCAACCAACAAUAUGCCAAGAUCAGUGACUUUGGCCUCUCCAAGGCACUGGGUGCAGAUGACAACUAUUACAAGGCCCGUACAGGAGGUAAAUGGCCUCUGAAGUGGUACGCACCAGAGUGCAUUCAGUUUCAUAAGUUCUCCAGUAAAAGUGACGUUUGGAGCUUUGGCAUUACGAUGUGGGAGGCCUUCUCCUAUGGAGGAAAGCCUUAUAAGAAAAUGAAAGGCCCAGAGGUCAUGAGUUUUAUUGAUAGUGGUAAUCGUAUGGAUUGCCCUGCUGGAUGUCCUGAGGCAAUGUAUGAACUGAUGAAGGAGUGCUGGACAUACAAGCAUGAAGAACGGCCAGGCUUUGUCAAAGUGGAGGAGAAGAUGAGAACUUUCUAUUACUCCAUUUGCAAAAAGAUUCCAGACUACAUGAAAACAGAGAACGGAAAGCCCCCUAAGUGAUCAGAAGGGCAAAUCUAUUAUGCAUUUUGAAUUUAGCAUUGCGGUGUGUUUUGGGUUAAAGGAAAUGUGUGCAAACUUAAUGGUUAAUGUGCUGGCAGAAGAUUAACAAAUUGUCAGUUUUUGUACAGAUUUGUUUUUUCCCAGUGGGUCCCUUUGACCUGUGUGUUUUGAGCCAGGACAGAAUGAAAACAUUGUGAAGAACAUUAAGUAACUUUGAUAUUAUGUCUAUCAAACUAUUGACUGAGUAAUGCAAGUCACCUUUUUUAAAUUAUUGGCCUGCUAUUAUCAGUGCUCAUAAUAUUAUUCAGUGCCUAUUUACUAUUUAAAUGUGCCAGGAAAUACUUUUCCU
Sinocyclocheilus grahami is the source of this 2365-nucleotide messenger RNA. Its product is annotated as tyrosine-protein kinase ZAP-70-like. Gene Ontology annotation, biological process: protein phosphorylation; intracellular signal transduction. Bases 217 to 2016 code for a protein of 599 amino acids. NCBI's taxonomy places the organism in Eukaryota, Metazoa, Chordata, Actinopteri, Cypriniformes, Cyprinidae. The record is from RefSeq and is a predicted model, not a curated record. Gene Ontology annotation, molecular function: ATP binding; non-membrane spanning protein tyrosine kinase activity. Gene Ontology annotation, cellular component: cytoplasm. The transcript is spliced from 13 exons.